GAGGCACCACAACUCACCUGGACCGUACCUGACCUUAAUUGCGACGAAUAACCGCGCCUCGUGUGUCUCGACACUCUCGCUUCCCCACCUCGUCCGUUCCUGGGAGCCUCUCUUCGUCAUUCUUCCUCUUUACUUUGUUCUCCUCCCAACUUUGUUUUGCCUGCAGUCCUACGAUUAUCUCCAAUUCACUUUAUUGUCACGCCUGUCCCGUGUCUUGUCCAAUCUUCCUUGAGUGCACGCUCGCUACCAUCGCCCCCGGCUCGCGACAUCUCGUUCAGUUGCAUCGACCCCAGAUCAUGACUGUCGUUUACGACUCCUAGCUUCGACCGCCGCCAUGUCUGUCUCCGACAUCUCCUCUCAAGCCUUGGUUGGAGCUCCGCCGUCCUCUUCUUCCCCCUCUCCACGCGAAUCCUCCUUCCGGACAGAUCAACCCGCGCAGACUCCUACCAGACAGCCUCUUGCAACUGGGACAGAAACUCCUGACUUCGCGCCAUCUUCGUCUGUCAAGACAGAAGUGUCAAACACCGACUCUGAGCGUCACCCAAAGGGAAAGAGGAAGAGAACUGCUGCCAAAGACAAGUCGAUACUCGAGGCUGCCUACGUUGCGAACCCGAAACCAGACAAGGCAGCACGCCUAGACAUCGUGAAGCGCGUCUCUCUCAACGAAAAGGAGGUUCAGAUAUGGUUCCAAAAUCGUCGACAGAAUGACAGGCGCAAGUCGCGGCCCCUCUCCGCUCAGGAGAUUGCUGCUCUCCGGUACGGCGGUAUGCAGAUACUCUCUUCGGAUCCAGUAGCCUACACCUCUUCUUUGCCGGAAGAAAAAGCAUCGCCAGUGGUAGAAACAGCUCCCAUCAAUGCUGUCGUGCCUGCGGAGACUCCGGUCAAGGCUUUACAAGUGCGCGGAGACGAGGCCGAUGAACAGCCUCAACACGCAACACCGUCCAUUUUAAGUGGCGGUCCUGAGACGACGGUUCUGGAGACGCCGUUGUCCCAAGUCACGGCUUCCUCGUCUCAGCCUCACUCAACGGGGUCAUUCUCUUUUUCAAACUCUGUUGGGUUCUUCACAUCUUCUCAUUGGAACGCAGCAAGUGCCUUUUCAACCCCUACAACGCUCAACCGCAGCGCUGACGAAACCCCUAAAUCCGAUCUAUAUACACCUGCGUCUUGCUCACCGCCUGCACAUGGAUCACAAACCCUGCCCUCUCCUCAAUCGUCGCAACAGUCGCAGGUGCGAUUGUCGCUUUCGCUCGAAGGCAAAGCUGAGCUUGUCUCUAAUGAGAACUCACCCCCUCGCUUUCAGCCUACGAAGCUAUUCUCGGAUUUGGCACCCUUGCCUCAGCCCAGAAUAGCUCGACCACUCCAGCGCAGUCACAGUGCCCUCCCUAGCGUGACUCUACCACCCAUAACAGCCCUCACUGACUCGCUGCCACCGGCACUGGGACGAGGCAGAUCUCGUGACGCUCACGCAUGGGAGCUCUGCUGUGAUGCUGAUACUCGUGACGAGCUCACGACGCAAGCUGAAGAUGAGUCUAAUGGCUCUGCUGUCGCUGCCAUCAGUCUUCUCCGCUCAACCAGCGGCGUUCUUCAAAACAACAGCUCCAAACGGAACUGUCCUGCAAGUAGGCCGGCUUCUCGACCUCAACAGGCUAAGAAGCCUAAGCUCUGUCGCACAUCUUCCAGCAUGGCUAGAAUGCAAACAUCACUCACUGAUGGCGAGGAGUCCGUAUCUCAACCAAGUGAAGAAAAAAGCCUGGAUGACAAGGUCAAGGUGGACAUGCUGAUAUCUCCAUCGGGUGAUUCUGAUAAGGAGAAUUGGACACCUGAGGACCAAGGCAACAUGCGUCGGUUGCCGCCAAUCAAUGACCGGAGACCUUUGCCGGCUGCCGUUGACGGCAAGAACAAUGCGAGACGAACAGGUCGUACUUUACAGGACCAUCCCGGGCCUGCUAUAUUCAGCAGUAGCCGGGCCAGAACGAUGCCCGCUAUGGGACGCCGAGGAUCCGGAAAAUAUGUCACCAUAUUCGAAGAUGGGCAGAGCUCAAGCUCACCUACGACAAAGGGCGCAGACGAGGUGGAGAGUUUCAUGCGCGGCGGCGAUGUGAGUCCAAGCAAGAAGGGCGACAUGGAUUGCAUCGCAGGUCUGUUGUCUCUUAGCCAAGGUGCCUGGCGAUAGAAACUUGGUGUGGAGGUAGGCGGCUUCACACUCUCGUCGGGAGUAAUCUGCACAAAAACUGAGUGUCUUUGUUGCGUCCCCUUGUGGACACUCAGUCGGCUCCGUGGUAGCAACGGACAGAUACAAGUCCAACAACAUGGGCAGUGGCCCCCUCCCCCUCGUCAAGCGAGUUGCGACACAGAAAGACACAGUAAGCGUGGCUGAAGGUCCAGCAAAUUCAGAGAUGGAUGUGCCGGUCAUGCCAUCUAUCGCUUGCAAACGUUCUAUACUUCUGUCGUCUCUUGCAGGAGCCAUGACCGACAUGAUGGAACCCAGCUCUCGCUCUCUAAUGUCGCACUGCGUAUCAGUUGAAGGAGGACCGUCUUUGUCCUCAUGUGUUGGUGUUGUGUUGGGGCUUGAAAUUCUAACAAGCAAAAGGCGUCUUGGGAUUUGGUUGUAGAUGUGGCUCUGCAAAGUCGGUUGUACGUGUGCAAUGUUUAUGUUCUAGACAAGCCUGUAAGGCGCCACGGCGA
Molecule: messenger RNA, 2685 nt
Organism: Colletotrichum scovillei
Lineage: Eukaryota; Fungi; Ascomycota; Sordariomycetes; Glomerellales; Glomerellaceae
Product: homeobox domain-containing protein
Exons: 4
Coding region: 335-2173 (612 amino acids)
Biological process (GO): regulation of DNA-templated transcription
Cellular component (GO): nucleus
Molecular function (GO): DNA-binding transcription factor activity, RNA polymerase II-specific; transcription cis-regulatory region binding
Source: RefSeq, a predicted model, not a curated record